Fusarium pseudograminearum CS3096 is the source of this 2685-nucleotide messenger RNA. RefSeq lists its product as uncharacterized. The transcript is spliced from 3 exons. The record is from RefSeq and is a predicted model, not a curated record. The coding region runs from base 1 to 2685 and encodes 894 amino acids. NCBI's taxonomy places the organism in Eukaryota, Fungi, Ascomycota, Sordariomycetes, Hypocreales, Nectriaceae.
AUGGUGCAAACGCAAAGGGGCGGGAUGCCUGAUAAGCGUGCAAGACAGUCGCAGACGCAUCAGAUUGGGCAACUCAAUACUACCCCGACAAGUCGACACUUACAGUCUCCCCAAGUGGACAAUAACCACGAACCGCCUCCCAGCGCUCAGCCGCAAGAGUCAACCAAUGAAUAUGACGACGGCGUUGAUGAAGUUUUAAUCAGACUUAACAAACAAGUCUUUGAAUCUGAGGGUGCCUCAACCCGCCGAAGCACACCUAUUGAUUCGCAUUUCGACGACUCUUCCAGCCAGAAAUCGGGUUCGGGGAAGCUUCCUAGUACCCAGCCGUUGCCAUCUCAGCUAAUUUCAGGAAAUUUAACCAACAAAGGACAGCCUCUAGUUGACUUUUCAGAAACAGCAACUACUGCCCGGCGAAGUUCGCCUUAUCCACCACAGACCACACUAUCCCAAGCGGCUGAUGAUAUGCCCAAGUACAACACUGUCUUUGACCUACCAGGCACCAUCCCCGACUCAUUAGAUGUUCCAGGGGACCACUUACCGGAAGACGAGCUAUAUGAUGCCACUCCAGUACCAGAGGACCGAGAGGAACAAGCUGCCGCAGAGAAACAGACUGCGAAGCCCAAGUCAGCACGGAAAUCUGCCGAAAAAGGCAAGGCUACGGAUUCUUCAAAAAAGGCCAAAGCCUCUAUCAGAGUUCUAGAAGAAGAAGUUGGAUCUGUCAAGGAAGAGCCAUCCUCGUUUCCGCCCAGACCUGUUGUAGGGCGCCAAAAACCAGCGAAAAAUGCCAAACAAGUGCAAGAAUCUCCCAAGCCAGCCCCUGGGUCGGUCGAGGCAACGACAAGUGGAACACGGCGGAAGCAAAAACCUAAACCUCCCCUGAGAUUCAAUUCACAGACAAAUCAAAUGAUAGAUCCUUUGUCGCCUCAGGUCCAGCCUGCGCGCCCGUCCUUGGUAGAAGGCAUGAUACAAGCUUAUGCUGCCUCUCUCUCGCCUGAUGCCAACGCAACGAAGCCCACACCCAAGCCUGCAAAGAAGGUUUCGCCCAAAGCUGUUCCAAAGAGGACAUCAAAGAAUUCUCCGAAGACUACUUCAAAGACCUCUCCAAAGACUAUUUCGAAAACUACUCCAAAGGCUGGCCAAAAAGCUCCAGCAAUUUCUCAGAGAAUUACACGCCAGUCAGCUUUGAGAGGUCGACUUAAUCAGCAAAGCCCGGAUAAAGUCGACGAAGCGAUCACCAACGUCUCUCCAGCUGCUACUCCAGUAGAAUCGAAAGCCAAGGUCUCGCCUGCAGUGAGCCAGGGAACGACAAUGACAAAGGCAAAGGAGGAAACGGCACCUGUGUUGCCACCCUCGAAGGAAAAAGAGAUAGUCAACCAUGGUAAUACUCAAGGGUCAACCGAUGACCCAAUUGUACUUUCGAGUGGUCGUAACAGUUCAUCGCCAUACGAUGACGAUGAGUUUGUUCCAGCUACUGACCCAACUGAAGUUUCUCCUGAAGAGGCCCGUCCAGAUGCCGUUGCACAAGCCAAAAGACAAUCGCUUGUUGACCCUGGGGAGCCAUUGAGUAUUACUCGAAACGAGAAAGAACGAAUCGUUGCUACACGACGAGAGAUUCCCAAGCCUAUGCAACCUGUCAGUCAGACUGGGAGACAAGUCACGGCACAGAACAAGAAAAUAUUUGUCAGGGCUGACCCUCAGAACCAGGUCGAAGCUGGCUUUGAGAGAACCAACCGAGAGAGGCCGAUUAGGAUUGGCCCAGGAGAGGUUUUGUCAGCCCGUGAUGCACAUGCCCUUGCCCAACGUCAAGCCUUCAAAGUGAAUGUUCUAAAGAGACCACCAUCUACGAGGGAUCCGGUGGUUGAUACCUCCAAACCGUCCCGCAAGUUUAUGAAGCGAUCACGAAGUUUCAGCGUCAGCCAGGCCAGGAGCCCUUUGCCGCUUGAAACAGAAGCUCAGUCGCUCGGAACAAGUUCCAGGAACAAAGACGAUGAUCAACACCCAGCAGUGUCACAUAGCAACAAGCAGGCGUCAGGAUAUAGGAGAUCUCAACGCUUACGGGGCCGUCUAGAAGCUGCAGAAUCAAUGCCUGUCAAAGCCCAAGUUGCUAAAGGGAAAUUGCAGGAACAGGAAAGAUCUGGUGACAGACGGUGGCGACGUGAAGCCAGUGGGCACAAUCAAGAUCUGCACGCUCAGAUCAUGGCCUCUCUCCAAGGGCGAGAUGAAUCAUCCCCUGAAGUUCAUGAUGAGGAACCUGAUAAUACCCCCGAAGAAGAGCUGGCUGAAUCGACACGCCCGAAGGGUCCGAGCGAUGAGGUGGAAGAGAAACUGCAUGGACUUGUCAAGACUCUACUUGGUCAUCUCCAAACCAAGGAAGCGACCAUCUAUCAAGGGGCAGAUGCCUAUCGAAAGAACGGUAUCGAUUCCGUGAAAAAGAUCAAGCAACGUUACUUGCACGAAAAGCAGCAACUUGGGGAAAGAUGGAAGAAAGAUGCUGACAGAUUUGUCCGCGGCUCAAGGUCAAUCAAAGCUGCCCUCGACAAGCGUGGUAAAGCACAAGAGGAGGCUAGACAUAAAUUGGAAGAGACACUAGCAAGGCGCCGCCAUCUGUUUCAAAAGGCGACAACAAGUUUACGUGCUCUUCAUGGACGAUUGACGGAGCAUCGAUAUGAAGAGAAUGAUGAAUGA